Pyrus x bretschneideri (Chinese white pear) is the source of this 1107-nucleotide messenger RNA. RefSeq lists its product as uncharacterized. The transcript has a single exon. Lineage: Eukaryota; Viridiplantae; Streptophyta; Magnoliopsida; Rosales; Rosaceae. The record is from RefSeq and is a predicted model, not a curated record. The coding region runs from base 67 to 1041 and encodes 324 amino acids.
UCGAUAUAUAUAAAACAUGUUUUAUGACCUGCAGGAAGAAUCACGGUUCAAAAGGUUAACAACACAAUGAAUUGGAACCUCUUGCGUCCCGAGUAUGCAACAUGGCAACCCGAAUGGACUGAGGAAGAAAUCCGAUCAACAUUCUUCAAAUGCACAAAAUGGCAGGUGGAAGAAACGUUGGAUCCAAUCAACUGCCCUUACCACUACUACUGUACCAGUUCUUAUGCCGGAAACUAUUCGCUGGCUGUGGAUUUUCUGCUUCUGUUCUUUGCAGCAGCUUCAUACUUGGCAACCCUAGUCUUUAUGGUAAUGCACGUAUCAGGAAAGGGCCAAAAAAGUAUUCAGUCAAAAAGAUAUUUGCUCCCGUCCGGUCCGGUUGCCCUUCCAGUGAUCAUCUUGGCCCUAGCCUACGGCCACCGGAUCAACUCCGCCUUUCCUGUCUCAUGCACCGGCCCGGCAAUCCUCAUUCUCGUUCUGAUAUCUGCGCUGACCUUCGACAAUGGAGCCCAGUCAGACUUCAAGUACGUGUUUUUUGAGACAUCAACAAUCUCCGGAAUUUUGCAUGCCAGCAUGUACUUGGAUUCAGUCAUCUUACCCUACUAUACUGGUCUUGACGCUCUAGUGUCAUCAACUUUUUCAGGCGAGUGUUCAUCAUGUGUGUGUCGUAAAGAGGUUUUGAUUGUCGGAGGAACGUUGAUAUCCUACCGGGGAUGGUCGCUGACCACUUUUUCGGUCGUGGGAACCCUAUGUUCGAGGAUUAUAUGCCGGGUUGCAGGAGCGAAAACCGGAAGGUCCAUAUGGAUUAGUUCAAUACUCGAGAGUUCUAGCUGGAUCUUGAUAAUCGUAGAUUGUGUUUAUCUAACCGCAAACUCCCCGCCGGAGCGAUUGGAGUUGCGAGUUGCUGCUUUCGGAGGCAUCCUUGUUUUGAUUUGCCUUUAUGUAAUUAGACAAGCAUGCAUUCAUAUCACACAGCUACAUUCUGUGUAUAAAAGCAGGACAGCAGUUGUUUGCAACGCAAGCAAAGUAGAAAUGCGAAAAUGAUGGGAUGUAAACACAUAUUUUCAGGAAACAUGCACAAAGCAUGAUAAUCUUUUUUCCAAAAUUCAA